Molecule: messenger RNA, 958 nt
Organism: Cucurbitaria berberidis CBS 394.84
Lineage: Eukaryota; Fungi; Ascomycota; Dothideomycetes; Pleosporales; Cucurbitariaceae
Product: trimeric LpxA-like protein
Exons: 3
Coding region: 65-709 (214 amino acids)
Source: RefSeq, a predicted model, not a curated record
CAAAUCGAUUGGGUGUUCAACAGCCUCUCAACCUCAAGAAACGGGUUUAAACGCAUAAAGCAAUAUGUCGCGACCUGCGGCGAGGAAAGCCGCGCCGAAAGGCGAAUAUAUCGAAACGGAUUCUGGCAAUAAAGUCUCACGGCGUGCAGCAAUCACUGGGACCGCAAACAUCACGCUUGGCGGCAGAACGGUGAUCAUGGCAGACGUACAAUUACGGGGCGACCUGCACCCAACACGAUCAGUACCGUCGCAGUCCAGCAAAGAAGUCACACCCACAAGUAUCAGCAUCGGACGGUGUACAGUCAUCUCAACCGGGAGCAUCAUAAAACCGCCGUCUCGAAUCAGCAGAGGUCAGGUGCACUACUACCCGAUGAAGAUUGGGGACAACGUUUUCGUUGGACCAAAUUGUACAAUACAAGCUAUCAACAUAUCGUCGCACGUUCAUAUCGGUGAAAAGGUGGUCAUCAGCCCCUUUGUGAUUAUCAAAGAGAGUGUCAAGAUCCUUCCAAACACUGUGAUACCAGCAAACAUGGUUAUCGCGUCUGGCUCCGUGGUUGGUGGGCAGCCCGCAAGAGUCGUAGGUGAGGUGGGCGAAGGGUGGGGUGUGAGCGGCGGAGGCUCAGGUGGAGGCCUUGGUGUUGGCGGCGGCGGAGAAGAGAAGUGGGUUGAGGGCGGGGACUUGAGGGAGCUGGUGAGGAGUAUCAAAUAGACUGCUGAGCUCAGUCGGAAAUCGCUGCAUGAGAAAGAGUCCGGCCUGCAAGUUCGGCAUGAUACCCAGUAAGCCUUCUCCCCUUGCGACGAAGAGAACACGGUGCAUAUGAAGCCUGUUCUCUACAGACUGCUUACAUCUUAGCUCACAGGAAUUCAUGUAGAUCUUGUUUCCCAAUGUCGCAUCUGUACCACAACUUGGAUUUAUCCGCAGCUAACCCCGCCAUCGUACUACAUCCUCUCAUUUCCA